This is a messenger RNA of Melanaphis sacchari, 2087 nucleotides long. RefSeq names its product rab proteins geranylgeranyltransferase component A 1 (gene Rep). Gene Ontology annotation, cellular component: nucleus; Rab-protein geranylgeranyltransferase complex; cytoplasm. Bases 258 to 2012 code for a protein of 584 amino acids. The transcript is spliced from 10 exons. Gene Ontology annotation, molecular function: GDP-dissociation inhibitor activity. The record is from RefSeq and is a predicted model, not a curated record. Gene Ontology annotation, biological process: small GTPase-mediated signal transduction; intracellular protein transport; protein geranylgeranylation. NCBI's taxonomy places the organism in Eukaryota, Metazoa, Arthropoda, Insecta, Hemiptera, Aphididae.
UAUAAAGAUUUUGUUCGUGGUUAACGUGCAUAGUUUCAUUAGGCUGCAACCGUGGUACAAGUAUACAAUAGAAUUAAUAAAAUUCCCAUUUUUUUUUUUUUUGUUUUGGCUUCAUAGUUCGUUCAUAUCGAUAAAAUACUAAGUAUUUAGUUUCCGGAAUUCAAUUCUGUCAAUAGUGUAUCAUCGACCAAAGUAUUUAUUCAAGAAUCGACUAACGCUUUAAGAUAUUCCAUUGAAAUCAAACCAUUUUCUUCAAUAUGGAGGACGACCUGCCAUCCAAGUAUGAAGUAAUCGUCAUUGGCACAGGUAUGACCGAGUCAAUAGUUGCUGCUGCUGCUAGUCGAAUUGGAAAACGAGUUUUACAUUUAGAUAGAAAUGACUAUUAUGGUGGUAUGUGGGCAUCAUUUACGUUUGAAGCUCUUCAAAAAUGGCUUGAGGAAUGUAGAAAUGGAAAAACAAAUGAUUUUGUGAAAACAUCUUCUCCCUUAGUGCAAGACACCGAGAAAUCUAUAACUAUAGGCAAUCAAUUUUCCACUGUAUUCAAUAUUGAAGAAAAAUGGUUUAUACCCGAAAAACUUCCUUCAGUUGGUAAUUUGCUUAGUGCAAAAAUUACUCAAACUGAAGAUAGUCCCAAAGAAAGUAAAGAUGGACUGACUGAAACUGAAGCUACAUUAAAACAAAAUGAUAAACUUUGGUGUCAAGCUAAAAUUAAAACCAUGGGGCGUAAAUUUAACCUGGAUUUAGCACCUAAAUUACUUUUCUCUCGUGGCACACUGGUUGAACUUCUUAUUUCAUCAAAUAUCUCUCGUUAUGCUGAAUUUCGGUGUGUAAAUCGUAUUCUUACUUGGCAGUCUGAUAAAUUGGAAACUGUUCCAUGUUCUCGAGCAGAUGUGUUUGCUACUAAGAAUGUCGGACUUAUUGAAAAACGACAAUUAAUGCAACUAUUAACUUUGUGUGUUGAAUAUAAACCAGAGAGUGGUGAAUUUAAAGGGUUUGAAGAUAAAACACUAAAACAAUACUUAGAAAGCAAAAACUUAACUGAAAAUCUAAUGCAUUAUGUAUUAUAUGCUAUUGCUAUGUCAAAUGAUACGACACCAUGUAUGGUUGGUGUUGAAAGAACCCAACGAUUCCUAAGUAGUCUUGGUCGUUAUGGUAAUACACCGUUUUUGUGGCCCAUGUAUGGUACUGGAGAACUUCCACAAUGCUUUUGUCGACUAUGCGCUGUAUUUGGAGGUGUGUAUCAUCUGAAACGGGCAGCCGAUAGUGUUAUAGUAGCAAACAAUGAAUGUAAAGCUAUUUUAUCUGAUGGAUCACGGCUUGAUUGUGAUCAUCUUGUAAUGGGUGUUGCUGAUGCUCCUCCAGAAUUUUUAGGUUCUGUUCCUAAAGCAGGUCUUUCAAGAGGCAUUUUUAUAAUUGAUAGAUCAAUAUCUACUACUGAUAAAGAGUCUUUGACAUUACUUCAAUUCCCAAUUAAAGGAAAAGAGCCAAUAACAGUAAUUGAAGCUGGACCAUCCACUCACGUUUGUCCACCUGGACUAUAUUUACUACAUAUGACGACUAAACAAAUAGAUAAUGCAGUAAAUGAUUUAAAACCGGCUGUUGAUGCAUUAUUACAUUCUGAAUAUGCAGAUGGUACUACCAUAAGAAUAAAUACUGACACUCAAUCAACUCAAACGUCAAAAGAGGGAGAUUCUUCUGGAUCGAGUGGGGAGUCAAAUAUACUAAAUAAAUCAUUAAAACCUCAAAUCUUGUAUGCACUUUAUUUUAAUUGCCCUGAAACAUCAGAAUAUGAUUUAUCGCAAAAUGUUCCAAAUAAUCUACAUUUGUGUUCAGGACCUGAUCUAGCAGUUGAUUAUGAGUUUGCUGUUAAACAAGCCAAAUCUAUUUUUUCCAAAAUGUAUCCAGAUUCUGAAUUUUUGCCCCGUGCUCCUGAUCCUGAAGAACUAUCUCUCGAAGUUGAUGAAGCUGCUGGUCCGCCUUUCCAAAGUUCUGAAGAACCUAAAGAAGAAUGAUUUAACUUAUAAAAUAUCCUGCAUUUGCUUUAAUUUUUUUAUGAUAGGCUAUUAUUUUACCAAUUUAAUUUAAGA